GUGUACCCCAGGCACCGGGCCCGACCCAGACUGUGACCCCAAACUUGAGGCUGAGGUGGUGAAACCAGACAAAUGUGGCAAAAUGAAAGACCCUGCUGGACCCUUCAGGGAGUGUAUAAGUGUGGUGAAUCCCACUCCGUUCUUCCAGAGCUGUGUGUAUGACAUGUGCCAGUUCAACGGCCAGCAGCAUGUUCUGUGUGACCAGCUCCAGGCCUACACUGAUGCCUGCCAGAGCGCUGGAGCCAAAGUCCACCCGUGGAGGACUCCAGACUUCUGCCCCCUGGCCUGUCCUCCCAACAGCUCCUACUCUCUGUGUAUGAGUUCGUGUCCAGAAACCUGUCAGGGUGUGGUCGGACUGCCCGGCUGUGAGAACGUGUGUGUGGAGGGUUGCGAAUGUAAUCCAGGCUUCAUCCUCAGCAACGAAAAGUGUGUGGCACUGAAAGACUGUGGCUGUGUGGACACCAGUGGAUCCUAUCACCCU
Molecule: messenger RNA, 481 nt
Organism: Monopterus albus (swamp eel)
Lineage: Eukaryota; Metazoa; Chordata; Actinopteri; Synbranchiformes; Synbranchidae
Product: zonadhesin-like
Exons: 3
Cellular component (GO): extracellular matrix
Source: RefSeq, a predicted model, not a curated record